CAUUCCUUCCCCUCCUCUUUUAUUUACAGGAUCAGUAAAGUUGAAAAAGAGGCAAGAGAGGGAAAAACAAAGGUAAACAAGGUGAUGAUAACAUCGAUCGGUAAUUGACGCAUCUCUCACACACACGAAACGACCGACCGCCUUCGUCAUUAAAGUACAUCAUUAAAGGCAUCCGCUAAUUCCAAGGGAAUCGACAAUCCUCUUUUCUUCUCAUCCUCAUUCAUCCCAUAACCAAUGAUGGAUUUCGAUGAGAUCCUUCCUGACAUCGGCGAGUACGGGACUUACCAGAAGCUGAUCCUGUGGUUCCUCCUCCUGCCGGGUACGAUGCCGUGCGGCUUCCACGCCUACAACCAGCUCUUCAUGGCUUCCACGCCCGAACACUGGUGCCGCCUGCAGAAGCUGGACGAUCUCAAUUUUACGACAGAGGUGACGAAGAACCUCAGCAUACCGUACGACAGUUCAACUCAGCAAUACAGCCGCUGCCAGAGGUACGACUACAACUACACUCAGCACCUCUCAAACCUGGAUCCGCUGAGUCUGAUGGGAGGGGGUGGCACGGUGACCCCGCCAAGUAGUGCCAAGGUGGUGCCGUGCGACCAAGGAUGGCACUACGAUCUUCCGAAAUACUCCACGUCGAUUGUCUCCGACUGGGACCUGGUCUGCGAGAACGACUUCAUGCCGACCCUCGCCCUCGUGCUCCUCGGCGCCAGCGGCCUCGUCGGGAACUUCGUCUUCGGAUACAUUCAGGACGGGUGUGGGCGGCGCCCGGCGUUCUUCAUUUACCUGGUGAUCGAAUGCGCCUUCGGGAUCGCCACCGCCUUCGCGCCGACAUUCGCCUGGUGGCUCGUGUGCCGCGUGGGCGUCGGCUUCACCGUGCCUGCCAUCAUGUCCACGCCCAUGGUGCUUGCCAUCGAGCUUGUGGGUCCGUCUAAGAGGACCUACACCACCGUCAUCAUGAACGUGGCCUACUCCUGCACGCUCAUCCUCCUGGCCGGCGUGGCGUACCUGGUGCGGGACUGGGCCCAGCUGGCUCUGGCGACGACCAUCCCCUUCCUCGCCUUCUUCUGCUUCUGGUGGGUGCUGCCCGAGUCCCCCAGGUGGCUGCUCGCGAACGGCCGCCUGACGGAGGCCGAGAAGAUCAUGGAGAAGAUGGCGAGGGUCAACGGCAAGCCUUUGUCACCGAAUUAUAUGGCCAAUUUUAGGCGAAAGUUCGAAGUGGAGAAGUACAUGUCGGGAAGGGAGGACGAGACGCCACAGAAGUCGUACGGAGUGUUGGAUCUCUUCAAGACGCCAAACCUUUGUCGCAAAACACUCAUCAUCACUUUCAUCUGGUUCACAAACACCUCCGUUUACGUCGGCCUGUCCUACUACGCCCCGGCGCUGGGGGGCGACGCCUACCUCAACUUCUUCCUGGCGGGCGUGGCUGAGCUGCCCACCUAUCUGUUCCUGUGGCCGUCCAUGGAGUACUGGGGCCGCCGCUGGACUCUGUGCUUCUCGAUGGUCGUCGGCGGCAGCGCCUGCGUAGCCACGGUUAUCACGCAGGACGACCCCCUGGUGACGCUGGUGCUGUACUGCGUCGGGAAGUUCGGGAUCUCGUCGAGCUUCGUGGUCCUUCCGCUGAUGGCCUCCGAGCUGUACCCGACGGUGGUGCGUGGGAUGGGCCUCUCCGUGUCGGCCGUCGCGGGCAUGAUCGGCCCCAUCGUCAUCCCGCUCAUCAACCACCUCGGCUCAGAGAUGAUGGUCCUCCCGCUGAUCAUCAUGGGCGUCCUCCUGAACCUGGGCGGCGUGUUCUCGCUGAUGCUGCCGGAGACGCUGCACCAGCACCUGCCUCAGAGCCUGCAGGAAGGGGAGGAGUUCGGCAAGUACUGGACCAUGGCAGACUACUGCACGUGUUGCCCCAAGAGGCCGAGCCGCGCGCACAGCACAGGAAGCAAGGUGCCCUCCGGCAAUGCGUUCGGAGACAGCGGAAGGUCAUCCCAGGGGGCCGAGGAGCUGCACGCCGCCACCACCCUCCUGCCUCAGCGCCACCAGCAGGAUGGGCGGCAGGAGAAUUCGACGAAGGCGAGCACCCUCGGCAGGAACGGCGUGCCUCCCGGGGACAGUGAGGAGCGGCCGCAGUCGAGGAUGUCUCUGGACGACUCCUGCAGGAGGCGUCAGGGAGGGGCGUCUGCCGGCGACGAGGGCGAGGAGGGCGCGGGGGAGAAGCAGACGCUCGUGACCGGCAGUAGAAAGGUCACCGUCGUCUAGUCCGCUUUCCUCAUUCACACUCGCACUAAGCGAAGCAAGAGUUCAUGAAAAAAAAGGGGAAAAUAGGUUUACAGCUUAAAACGGAAUGUAAUAAGAUUAAUUAUCAUCAUUACCUCUCGACAUGAACUGAAUAGUCAUCAGUCCUCUCGCUGCAAGUCGGCGGCUGAUAUUGAGCCGUCGUGGGUCGAAGGGAGAGGAGAGAUAAGCGGGGCUGUGCGAGAGGAGGCGCAGGCAAACGCGAUAAGGGUUACAUGAGAAAAGAUUUGUGUAUCUAAAUGUCACGUAGAAGAUAUACAAAACGAUUUUAAAAGAACCCACACACACACACACAGACACAAACACAAACACAAACACAAACACAAACACAAACACAAACACAAACACAC
Molecule: messenger RNA, 2633 nt
Organism: Penaeus chinensis
Lineage: Eukaryota; Metazoa; Arthropoda; Malacostraca; Decapoda; Penaeidae
Product: beta-alanine transporter-like
Exons: 11
Coding region: 235-2247 (670 amino acids)
Biological process (GO): transmembrane transport
Cellular component (GO): membrane
Molecular function (GO): transmembrane transporter activity
Source: RefSeq, a predicted model, not a curated record